CUCCCCUCCGCCCACUCUCGCCGCGGUCUCCUGGCGGCUGUGGCUUUGUCUCCUGGGCUGCUGGCCGCUGCCCGGGGCAGCUGCCACCCGUGGCCGGGCCGGGGCGCGGGAGCUGUCCGGCGCCCCCGGUGCUGAAACCCCCGCGCGCGCGUCCCGCUCCAGCGCCAGCACCAUGUAAGGGCCAUGCGCCCUGGCGCAGCGCGGACAUGGAGGAGGAUUUGUUCCAGCUCAGGCAGCUGCCGGUGGUGAAAUUCCGGCGCACGGGAGAGAGUGCCAGGUCAGAGGAUGACACGGCUUCGGGGGAGCACGAGGUCCAGAUCGAAGGGGUCCGCGUGGGCCUAGAGGCCGUGGAGCUCGACGAUGGGGCUGCUGUGCCCAAGGAGUUUGCCAAUCCCACCGACGAUACGUUCAUGGUGGAAGAUGCGGUGGAAGCCAUUGGGUUUGGAAAAUUCCAGUGGAAGCUGUCCGUCCUCACCGGCUUGGCUUGGAUGGCCGACGCCAUGGAGAUGAUGAUCCUGAGCAUCCUGGCGCCCCAGCUGCACUGCGAGUGGCGGCUCCCCAGCUGGCAGGUGGCCCUGCUGACCUCGGUGGUCUUCGUCGGCAUGAUGUCCAGCUCCACGCUCUGGGGGAACAUCUCGGACCAGUACGGCCGGAAAACAGGGCUGAAGAUCAGCGUGCUAUGGACCCUGUACUACGGCAUCCUCAGUGCAUUCGCGCCCGUGUACAGCUGGAUCCUGGUGCUCCGGGGCCUGGUGGGCUUUGGGAUCGGAGGGGUCCCUCAGUCGGUGACGCUGUACGCCGAGUUCCUGCCCAUGAAAGCCCGCGCUAAGUGCAUUUUGCUGAUCGAGGUGUUCUGGGCGCUCGGGACGGUGUUCGAGGUGGUCCUGGCCGUGUUUGUGAUGCCCAGCCUGGGCUGGCGGUGGCUACUGCUCCUCUCGGCUCUCCCGCUCCUCCUUUUCGCGGUCCUGUGCUUCUGGCUGCCCGAGAGUGCGAGGUACGACGUGCUGUCCGGGAACCAAGAGAAGGCCAUCGCCACCUUAAAAAGGAUAGCGACGGAGAACGGUGCCCCCAUGCCGCUGGGCAAGCUCAUCAUCUCCAGACAGGAAGACCGAGGCAAAAUGCGGGACCUUUUCACGCCCCAUUUUCGGUGGACAACCCUGUUGCUGUGGUUUAUAUGGUUCUCCAAUGCCUUUUCUUACUACGGAUUAGUUCUGCUCACCACCGAGCUCUUCCAGGCCGGAGACGUCUGCAGCAUCUCCAGCCGGAAGAAGGCCGUGGAGGCCAAGUGCAGCCUGGCCUGUGAGUACCUGAGCGAGGAGGACUACAUGGACCUCUUGUGGACGACGCUGUCCGAGUUCCCAGGUGUCCUGGUCACCCUGUGGAUCAUUGACCGCCUGGGCCGGAAGAAGACCAUGGCCCUCUGCUUCGUCGUCUUCUCCCUCUGCAGCCUCCUGCUGUUCGUCUGUGUUGGAAGAAACAUGCUCACUCUGUUACUCUUCAUUGCAAGAGCGUUUAUUUCUGGAGGCUUCCAGGCAGCCUAUGUUUACACACCUGAGGUGUACCCCACAGCAACGCGGGCACUGGGCCUGGGCACCUGCAGUGGAAUGGCAAGAGUGGGGGCCCUCAUCACCCCCUUCAUCGCUCAGGUGAUGCUGGAAUCCUCCGUGUACCUUUCCCUGGCGGUUUACAGUGGCUGCUGCCUGCUGGCUGCCGUGGCCUCCUGCUUACUGCCCAUCGAGACAAAAGGCCGUGGACUACAGGAGUCCAGCCACCGGGAGUGGGGCCAGGAGAUGGUGGGCCGAGGGACGCACAGCCCGGGCGUCAUCAGGUCGAACUCUGGCUCGCAAGAAUAGUGACCGGGGGAGCGUGGGGGGUUGGGCUGGUC
Messenger RNA from Sorex fumeus (smoky shrew), 1885 nucleotides. It is a transcript of the gene SVOP, whose product is annotated as SV2 related protein. Gene Ontology annotation, molecular function: transmembrane transporter activity. Gene Ontology annotation, biological process: transmembrane transport. The coding region runs from base 207 to 1853 and encodes 548 amino acids. Gene Ontology annotation, cellular component: membrane. NCBI's taxonomy places the organism in Eukaryota, Metazoa, Chordata, Mammalia, Eulipotyphla, Soricidae. The transcript has 16 exons. The record is from RefSeq and is a predicted model, not a curated record.